GUCCAUAAGAGCGCAAAAACAAAGAAAGAUGAGUGUAGGAAGAUUUGUGAGCGUCUCUCUGCUAAUAGCAGCUCUAGUUUCAUCACUAUGCGAGUCUCAGAAGAAUUUUGCGUGUGACAGAAAUGAUCCCGCCACGGCUAAGUACACUUUCUGUAAGGCAUCCUUGUCGUACGAGGCACGUGCCAAAGAUUUGAUCUCACGUCUCUCACUUAAGGAAAAAGUCCAGCAAUUGGUUAACAAAGCCACCGGAGUCCCAAGGCUCGGUGUUCCUCCGUACGAGUGGUGGUCGGAAGCUCUUCAUGGCGUCUCCAACGUUGGACCAGGGGUGCGGUUCAACGGGACGGUGCCUGGAGCUACGAGCUUCCCUGCCGUGAUAUUAACUGCGGCGAGCUUUAACACAUCGUUAUGGCUAAAAAUGGGAGAAGUGGUUUCGACGGAGGCUCGAGCCAUGCACAACGUUGGACUCGCUGGUCUCACGUAUUGGAGUCCAAACAUUAACGUCUUCAGAGAUCCAAGGUGGGGUCGUGGCCAAGAGACGCCAGGUGAAGAUCCUCUCGUUGUUUCCAAAUACGCCGUGAACUACGUUAAGGGUUUACAAGACGUUCACGACGCCGGAGGAAAAUCACGGCGGCUUAAAGUGUCGAGCUGCUGCAAGCAUUACACUGCUUACGACCUUGACAACUGGAAAGGCAUCGAUAGAUUCCACUUUGACGCCAAGGUGACGAGGCAAGACUUGGAAGACACGUAUCAGCCACCAUUCAAGAGCUGUGUAGAAGAAGGAGAUGUGAGUAGUGUGAUGUGUUCUUACAAUAGGGUUAAUGGCAUCCCAACUUGUGCUGAUCCUAAUCUCCUUCGUGGCGUUAUCCGUGGCCAAUGGCGUCUUGAUGGGUACAUAGUUUCGGACUGUGAUUCCAUCGAGGUCUAUUUCGACUCCAUUCAUUACACUAAGACACGUGAAGACGCCGUUUCUCUCGCUCUCAAAGCAGGUUUAAACAUGAACUGUGGAGAUUUUUUAGGUAAGUACACAGAGAAUGCCGUGAACCAAAAGAAACUAAACGGAUCAGAGGUUGAUGAAGCGCUGAUUUACAACUACGUUGUUCUCAUGAGGCUCGGAUUCUUCGAUGGCGAUCCUAAAUCGCUUCCAUUUGGCCAUCUUGGACCGUCUGAUGUUUGCAGCAACGACCAUCAGAUGCUUGCGUUAGAAGCCUCAAAGCAAGGGAUUGUGCUGCUUGAGAACAGAGGAGACCUUCCCUUAUCGAAAGCCGCUGUCAAGAAGCUAGCUAUCAUAGGGCCAAACGCAAACGCUACAAAGGUAAUGAUUAGUAACUACGCAGGUGUGCCUUGUAAGUACACAAGCCCGUUACAAGGGAUGCAAAAGUACGUACCAAAAGGGGUUGUUUACCAGCCGGGGUGUAAAGAUGUAAAGUGCGGUGACCAAACGCUGAUCGCAGCAGCAGUUAAAGUGGCAUCAGAGGCUGAUGUGACGGUUUUGGUGGUUGGAUUGGAUCAGACGGUGGAAGCAGAGGGUCUUGACCGGGUUAACCUAACCCUUCCUGGCUAUCAAGAAAAGCUGGUUAAAGAUGUGACUAAUGCUGCAAAGAAAACUGUUGUUUUGGUCAUAAUGGCUGCUGGACCUAUUGAUAUCUCAUUUACCAAGAAUCUGAGCAAGAUUCGCGCGGUUUUAUGGGUUGGUUAUCCUGGUGAAGCUGGAGGAGACGCUAUAGCUCAAGUCAUCUUUGGUGACUACAAUCCUUCUGGGAGACUACCAGAGACAUGGUACUCACAAGAGUUUGCGGACAAGGUUGCUAUGACGGACAUGAACAUGAGACCUAACUCCACUUCAGGCUUCCCUGGAAGAUCUUACAGAUUCUACACAGGGAAACCUAUUUACAAAUUUGGACAUGGACUUAGUUACUCUUCUUUCUCUACCUUCGUCUUCUCAGCUCCAUCAACCAUACAUAUCAAAACCAAUCCAAUCUUGAAACUAAACAAGACAACACCUAUCGAUAUCUCCACGGUUAAUUGCCAAGAUCUCAAGGUCAGGUUCGUCAUUGGGGUCAAGAACCACGGGUCAAGGUCCGGGAGCCACGUGGUGCUCGUGUUCUGGAUACCGCCAGAGUCUUCAAAGUCUCUGGUGGGUGGUAGCGUGCCACAUACGCAACUGAUAGGGUUUGAGAAAGUAGAAGUUGGGAGAAGCAUGACGGAGAAAGUUACCGUUGAGUUUGAUGUAUGCAAAGGACUUAGUCUCGUGGAUACUGAUGGUAAAAGGAAACUAAUUCCUGGACACCACAAGCUUGUUAUUGGAUCUAACAGCGACCAACAAAUCAUUCAUCAUCUCAACGUUGGCUUGGUUGGAGAUUCAACGGUUUCUUUAUGAACAAAACAAACAGAGCCCAUAGUUCUUGUUGUCAAAGUCAAUACUGUAAUGCUAUCAUCAUAUAUGACUAAAGACUAAAUAAAAGAUUUGGUAUAUUGAACCAAUAGUAGUCGAUACAAUACAAAGAAAUAUUUGAUUUCUCUUCUAACAUGAUAUAAAUAUUUGUUUCUGUAAGAUGUUUUUUUUCAUAUAGAAACAAAGAAUUAUAUAGUGGAGGGGUUGAUUC
Molecule: messenger RNA, 2603 nt
Organism: Brassica oleracea var. oleracea
Lineage: Eukaryota; Viridiplantae; Streptophyta; Magnoliopsida; Brassicales; Brassicaceae
Product: probable beta-D-xylosidase 5
Exons: 5
Coding region: 29-2377 (782 amino acids)
Biological process (GO): arabinan catabolic process; xylan catabolic process
Cellular component (GO): plant-type cell wall
Molecular function (GO): xylan 1,4-beta-xylosidase activity; alpha-L-arabinofuranosidase activity
Source: RefSeq, a predicted model, not a curated record